Messenger RNA from Nilaparvata lugens (brown planthopper), 1602 nucleotides. It is a transcript of the gene fabp, whose product is annotated as fatty acid-binding protein, muscle. Gene Ontology annotation, molecular function: fatty acid binding. The coding region runs from base 732 to 1133 and encodes 133 amino acids. Gene Ontology annotation, cellular component: nucleus; cytosol. The transcript has 3 exons. Gene Ontology annotation, biological process: fatty acid transport. NCBI's taxonomy places the organism in Eukaryota, Metazoa, Arthropoda, Insecta, Hemiptera, Delphacidae. The record is from RefSeq and is a predicted model, not a curated record.
AAUAAAAAACUGGAUUUACUCAACCUAUAAUAUAAAAAGUUGUGAUUAAAAAAUUCAUAGGUGUUUCAAUCAACUUAAAAAUCUAUCAAUUACAAAAUUCAAAUAAUCCAAGUUUCCCGGCUUAUCAAUAAUCGGAACCGGAAGUGCAGUGGAUGUGUUGGCAGAAGUGCAAAAUACAGUUUCACAAAAAUUCCAUCUGGAAAACAAAAUCUAGAAAUACUUUGAAGCAACACGGAAGCAAUUUUCGUCCAGUUUAGGAAAGAAUCUGGUCAAUUCUGGCUUGUUUUUCAGUUUGAGCUUAUAGAUAAGAUAACAGCCCCUCCAUUAAUUUCUCCACCAGCCUACAACAGGCAAGAGGCUCCCUCCCUUCCCAUAUAGCUCACCGGCUUUAUUCAUCGAUAAGCCGGCUUGGUGUUCAGUUCGUUCCUAACCUAACUUUUCUAGUCUACAAAUCUACAAUCUUUGUACGUUUAAUUAACAAUUUAAUUGUUACAUAAACCGUUUAUCUCGAACAUACAUUCCAUACAAACUCUAUUUGAAUACAGAUAAAGUGUAGAUAGUAAAUUUGGUGGGAAAAGAUAACAAAAGAACUUGGUUCUUAUUUUGUAACGGACCCAACAAUUCGUUUCAGAAGUCUCUCGACUGUACAUCAAGCACGUUAUCGAUUUGCUUUUAGCUAAUCUCUCAGUAUAUUCUAGUCAAAUUAACUGUUUUACGUGUGAAUAUUCGAAAUGGUUGAUCAAUUCCAAGGCAAGAAAUUCAAGCUGUCUACCAGCGAUAAGUUUGACGAAUACAUGAAGGCACUUGGCGUCGGCCUGCUGACCCGUAAGAUGGGCAACGCUGUGAGCCCGGUCAUUGAGCUGACCAAGAACGGGGACGAGUACACUCUGACCUCCAACUCGACGUUCAAGAACUCGGCCAUCACGUUCAAGCUGAACAAGGAGUUCGACGAGGAGACACCCGACGGCCGCCAUGUCAAGUCGCUCAUCACCCAGGAGGGCAACAAGCUCAUCCAUGUGCAGAAGGGCGACAAGGAGACCAAGAUCAUCCGCGAGUUCAAGCCCGAUGAGGUUGUCAUGACCCUGACCGUGGACGACAUUGUCUGCAAGCGAGUGUACAAGGCAGAGUCUUGAAUGGCCUGAUGCAGCUCGGAAUGCCUGGGAAUUUGCACCGCCACCCCUACCCCUACACCCCCCACCACAACUCCUACACCGCCCUCCCACCCCUACCACAACCCCAAGCGACGGCGUGUACGCUACAAGGCCAAAGUCUUGUACAUUGUCUGAUUUUCCCAAUUUAACACCCACGCGGUCAUUCCUCAGGUAUCUGAGCACAGCCAAAUAUCUUCCAUUUUGAACUGAAUGUUUCCUAAAAUUGUCUUUUUUUUGUUACCCCAUGUAUUUGUGUUUAGUUUUUCUGUCACCGAUUAAUGUGAUUCACGUUUCUGAUAGUUAUCUCCAUUUUCGUAGUAGUUGUGCUAUCUUUUGCUCCCAUCCGUAUUGGCUAAUCUAUAUUAUGAAAUAAACAACAUUUGGAUGAAUUUUUUGUAUACGUUGCUUAAUGUAUAUUUAUAAGCAUUAUAAUAAACAAAGUGUUUGUAUA